Molecule: messenger RNA, 1659 nt
Organism: Botrytis fragariae
Lineage: Eukaryota; Fungi; Ascomycota; Leotiomycetes; Helotiales; Sclerotiniaceae
Exons: 2
Coding region: 1-1659 (552 amino acids)
Source: RefSeq, a predicted model, not a curated record
AUGACACUCUCCACAACAACAACAAAGAUGGCUUCCUUUAAAGAAAAAACAUCUCCUACAUCUCUUCGCACCUUUCCACUCGAGCUCCGUCAUAUGAUUUAUCGUCUCUUAUUUCAAGGUACAUGGGAAGAAACCGAUAGUCGACGAACGGCUCGACGAUUCCUAGCCGCAUUACGCGCAGAUGUGGGACUUUAUAAAGAAGCUCUAACUAUUUUUUAUAACACCAAUACCUUUUCCUUGAGUUAUAAAAAUCACUGGCUGGGGAAAUAUUUUGUUCAGAGUGAUGGGGUCAGAUUUAUGGAUGUGAGAGUUGUGUCGUUGGCAUCGACGUUUCGGAGAAUACACGUUGAAGUUCCGCUCUCUACUUCGACUUCGGGUCCUAUUAAUGGUCUUCCCUCCACCUCCCCAACCUUCGACCGCACAGCCCGAAUCAUCCGCAUGGCGCAAAACCUCACAUAUCUCCACGUCGAACCCACCGUCAACAGCGGCUGUCGCACCCAAUGGCUCGCUCUCGUAUGCGAUCUCAUCGGUCCUACCGAUUCUUGUCCUGCUCUCCUAACCCUAAAAUUCACAUGGGCAGCUUAUAUGCUUGAAAAAUACAGCUAUACCGUCGAAUGGACAAUCCAUCAAUUCGAUACCGUCUUCGGCACGUCUGGAUAUCUCGAAUCCCCCUCAACCGGCCACAAAGCAUCCUGGAUAUGGCAACACCAUGGCAAAGACGCCGGCCGCGUCCUAAAAUGGGGCAACCACGGAAAAAGCCUCGCGAGAAUCGAAAUCAGUCUCACCGAAGUCGCAGCCAUGCGCCAACGCGAUCUCAUGUCCCACGACGCGGGCAGGAUCUGGCAAUUUCGACACGGUCGCUCCUUUGUGUAUGGUGUGCGUCCGAAAUGCUGCAUUUUGAUCUUCGCAAUGCCGCUUCCGGGAACAGGGGCGUAUGACCCGCCGUCGGAGGGUUUUCAACAUAGCAGUGGAGAGAUUUUCAGACAGGGGAGUGGAGCUGAGUUACCUAUCUUGUUGGAUGAGACAGAUAUCGAUGAGGAUCGGGGGAUGUGGAGACCGGUUUCGAUGGAAAGUUUGCUGGCGAUGAAGAAACGCUGUGAGGAGGACCAGGAAAGAGGUUCACUUAUCCAUCACCAGUCGAGGGAAGAAAGUCAUCUCACGAAAUGGCUUUACGAUCAAGGUUUCGAAUGUCCCGUCGAUACUGUAGCGAAGUUGAACACGACUCUCAAAUGGGCCCAAAAGCAAGAAAUGUAUGGAAAUCCCUCUCAGCGCGGUUCAGAGGGCAAUUUGCAGUAUAUCUCAAAGCCCGAAGGUGUAGAUAUCGAUUCGGACUUCCUCGCCACCUUCGCAGAUGGACUUGCAAUUUCGCGUCCGGAAGGAGAAGAGUUCCAUCCUACGAUUAAGAGGCGCGUACCCGGUGUUAAAUACGAUAGACGGAAUGGGAAUAAAUAUCAUUCUGCGCUUCCGAGUAAUUGGGACUGUGCGGAUAGCGAUGAGGGAAUGGAGAAGGGGGAGGAGGUGUUUCUCGAGGAGAGUGAGAGGAAUGAUCGAUUGGCGAGGGAUAGAGUGUAUGCGGAGAGUGGGGGAAGUGGGGAGACGGUUGUGCUGGAGGAUUUGGUAUUUGAACCUGGAAAGGGGAGAUGGGAGAUUAUUCGUUGA